GCCUUAUUUUACACCCCUUCUUUGUUUUCUUCUUUGAUAUUGAGUCUAACCAGGGCCAAAAGAAAUAUGACAGGACAAUAUUGAGCUAUUUGUCCAUUAAAAUCCGAUUCCUCUUUGCGCCCUUUUGGAUCGCAAUCCUACCUGCAACUAUUUUGGUUUCUACCCCACUUUCCACCCCUCUUUGUCAGAGCUAUAGCUCUCGUUUUCAAAAUGGUGCUGGACUACAGCAAGUGGGAAGCUCUUGAGUUAUCGGACGAUUCGGAUAUUGAAGUCCAUCCGAAUGUCGAUAAAAGGUCCUUUAUCCGGGCCAAACAGGCCCAGAUUCAUCAACAGCGUAUGCAGCGCCGUCACGAAAUCCAAACAUUGAAGUAUGAACGAGUUGUCAACGAUGGCCUUCUCUCGCGCAUCGACAAGCUCCUUACCUCUCUGAAGGAGCAAGAUAGCUCGUCAUCGGGUCCGGAAGACGUGGUAUUUCAGGUGCUUAUGGAAUAUGCAAGCAACCCCGCCGAGGAUCAGCCUCCUUCGGCCCCCGAGGGUGUCCACACGCAUGAAAAAGAACAACCCAGAUACUCCCAGAUGAUGAGUGCCUUGGUGGAUCAGGUCAAGAAAGAGAUUGACGACUCUGGGGCCGGAAAUUCUUUUGAAGCCUACGUGAAAGGCGUGCAGGGACACAAAGAUAAGGUGCAGGACUUACAAAAGGAGUUGCUGGCAAGGCUGGCUCAGCUUGAGAAGGAAGAGAGUAGCAAAAUUACAAGUGAAUCGAUUCAUACCGGAUUUGAUACUUCCCAUGUAUCUAAAGCAGACAAGUCCGGUGCCCAACCGACCGCAGCGCAAAAAACGAGCUCUGUCGAAUUACUGAACCCCGGUGUGGCAAACAGCAUAUCUUCUCAGGAACCUGGCAAUGACGAUGAUGAUGCAAUCGAGGACCCUGAUAGUGUGCAAGCUAGUGACCUAGCAAAGAAAUUUGCAAAAAUCAGUUCAAGUGACUAUCGAACCCUGCAUCAAUUCAUAUCCUCGCACCCGCAAAUUGUCGCUGAGAAAGAAACCGAUGGCCUUUUAGUUGAAGCCUUUAAUAGCCAAAUGGAAGGAAAAGAGGACUACGCCCGUCAAUGUGUCCACCAAGGGUUGCUACUGCAAUAUUGCCGAUCUUUAGGUCGUGAUGGAACCUCGCUUUUCUUUAAGCGUAUUACAACUAAAGAACACCAAGCAGGAACUCUUUUCCGCAACGAUGUCAAUGAAACCUAUCACAAAAUCAAAACCCGUGCCGCAGAACUAGCCAAGGACAGCUCUGCGUCUAACGACCCCGCUGGAGUCGAGCAAAUUCAGCUUCAUGCCGUCGACCCGAACACAAAAAUUACAAUUAAUAUCCCUCCGAGUCAGAGCAGCGACCCAGUCGAGAUCGAAGCGCGAAAGGUCUACGAGUCCUUCUCCAAGGAAAUGCAAAAGGCAUUGGCCUCCGAGUCAUUGGACGAGGUUAACAAGGUGCUUGGGAACCUAAGUGUUGAGGAUGCUGAGGAUGUUGUAGAAAAGCUCGGACAAACCGGUAUGUUAAGCCUUGAAGAAGGUAUUGUGGACGCUACAACGGAAGAGGGCCGCAAGAAGCUUGAGGAGAUUGAGGCUGAAGGUAAAAGAGAAAGGCAAGUAGAAGAGAUUGGAGAACCCGGGGGGGACAUUACAGAAUUGGACUGAAAGUGUAUAAAAUUGUUUGAUGAACGGUAUGCAUGCAUGUAAGCCUUAGCUUCAUGCUAUUCAAUAUGUUAUCUUUUUAAGUUUAUAACAAGUGCCUAUGACGUACAAUGAAAAAUUCACAAAAG
Molecule: messenger RNA, 1814 nt
Organism: Aspergillus ochraceoroseus IBT 24754
Lineage: Eukaryota; Fungi; Ascomycota; Eurotiomycetes; Eurotiales; Aspergillaceae
Product: Hsp90 co-chaperone CDC37
Exons: 2
Coding region: 211-1689 (492 amino acids)
Biological process (GO): protein folding; protein stabilization
Cellular component (GO): cytoplasm
Molecular function (GO): protein-folding chaperone binding; heat shock protein binding; protein kinase binding
Source: RefSeq, a predicted model, not a curated record